CGUUAGAUUAUGCUCUCACGCGAGACAGCGUACACGAGGCCGAGUCCAACUGUCCGGAGCUUGCGAACCCUUGCGGUGCAUCUCCUGAUCUUCUUCGUUUGUUGGCAUUACGUUGAAAAGGAGAUCGGCACCGGUUGGCCUCUUCGCCGUCCAUCUGUUCCUGUGAUCUGAGCGAACGCAGGAGAAAAAUAGCAAACAAAUUAAGGAAAAAGGGAGGAAAAUAGGACGGAGGAAGUAUCUUCGUGGACUUUUUGGCGAGGAAGAUCGGAGGGGCUCUUUGGUCCCGAUCGUAGUCUGAGAGCGGCGGUGGCGGCGGCGGCGGCGGCGGCUUUAGCGGAGGAGGCGGCGGCGGCGGCGGUGAUGAUGAUGAGUUGAUGAGCUUGUGGAAAACGUAAUAUUUCAGGGUCCUGCUAUGAGGCCUUUUAUUUGAAUGGAAACCCUUGCCAGGAACUCGCUCUGUUUGGUUGGAUCUGGGCGAACCCACUACGGUGCUCCAGCGGCAUUGACUGUCGGCGGCUCGUCGAUCGUCGUCAGUGCGGUGUUUGUUUCUAGGUUUGUUUAAGUUCUGGGGGGCGGUACGGAGGGAGAGAAGAUGGGGGUUUCCGACGACGGUGACGGAGGUGGGAUCGGCGUUGAUUGCUGCGUCGGGACGAUCGUCUGGGUGCGGCGGAGGAACGGAUCCUGGUGGCCAGGAAGGAUUCUUGGCCCGGAAGAGCUGUCGGUGUCUCAUCUAAUGUCCCCUAGGUCAGGGACGCCAGUUAAACUACUCGGACGGGAGGACGCUAGCGUGGAUUGGUACAACUUGGAGAAAUCCAAACGCGUGAAGGCAUUUCGCUGUGGGGAGUUUGAUGCUUGCAUUGAAAAGGCUGAAGCUUCUCUAGGAGUUCCUAUAAAGAAAAGGGAGAAAUAUGCAAGACGAGAGGAUGCUAUUCUUCAUGCUCUUGAACUCGAAAGAAAGCAAAAUGAAAUGAAACAGCAACAAGAAGUCAUCAGAUCCAAUGGAGUUGAUGCCAAUAUUUUAGGUGAUCCAAAAGGAGAGUUCAAGGACUUGACUCCUUCAGAGACUGUCAUAAGAGAUCAAGAGUCCUUCAUGCAAGGAAAGGAUAGCAAGCAAAUAGUACAGGAGGAAGGAAUUUCUGCAACCAUUCAUCGGAUGACGGGACUGCAGGAUUCUGGCCUACGGACAGCUCCAAAGAAAAAACCUCUUCAGUCUGUUGCUUCACCAACUACCAAGGGUCCUGUUGAAAACAGUAUGGAUUGUCUUCCUAGUUCUGUGCAUCUAGUGAGAGGAAAAGGUAAUGUCAGUAGUGUCAAUGGUUUCAUGUCAAUUAAAAGAAAAAGAACACAGUUACAGGAUGGUCUGGUUGAAGAAUCUCUUGUCAAAAAACGUGAUCGACGUCGACCACUUGUUCAAGUAUUACAAAGUAGUGCUAAGUUGCAGGGCUCUUCUCAGAUUGAUCAUUUUCCUGAACUUGUAACUCUGGAAGGGGGACAAGAUCAUUUGGGUGAUGUACAUCGGGCAAAACGGAGCAGAUGUGUCUAUCUUCCAUUGGAUUCUGUUAAUUUGCAUGAUAAUGGGGGCUAUUCUUCUGAUGAUGUCCAAAGACCAUGCAACCAGUUUGAAAUGGAAGGUUGCCCUGACCAUUCUUCUUUUGUAGAAGACUGCACGUCAUCAGAGAUGAUCAAGAUAAAUGACUCUGAUUCUUCACUUAUGGAUUACUUGGAAACAGAGAUAGAGGAUGGAGAUAUCCUAGGAGAUACUGAUCAAUUGCUGACAUCAUCUGGACCAACAGAUCACUUCCCUUCUGCAUCUCAUCUUUCAGAAAAAUCUCCAGAUAUCGAAAAUGAUGAAAUGCCCUUUCCUGGUUAUGUUUCCCAUUCACAUCCUUAUGAACAUUCUUCUGCUGAGGUGGGAGUUUCUAAAUGGCACAUUAAGGGCAAACGUAACAUUCGAAGUCUAGUUAAGAGGCCAGUUGAUGUUAGGGAUGAUAAAAUUUGUGCCUCUAAUUUAGAUAAAUUUGAUGGUUCUGCAAGGGAAACUGCUUAUAGAACCAAAGGUUCCACUUUGAGGAUGAUAACAAUGGAAUCACCUAGCCAUGUGAUUGUAGAGCAAGAUUUAUGCCAUAUUAAAAGUGAGAACAUUGAUGCAUCGGAGGAACUUGUUGGUGACGAUGUUCUGCAGGAACAGAUGAAUGGAUAUAAUGAUCAAAGUUAUCCUUUAGUCGCAAAAGCAGCUAGGGAUCUUGGUAGAAGUCAGAUUAGCUUCAAAAAAUUGGAAAAUGAUACCCAUUUAACCUCUGUAUUUAGCUGGGAACCUGAUGAGCUAUCUGAUCAAACUCAAAUGAAAUAUUUGGAAGAAUCUGAUGAAUGCUUUGAUCCUCUUUAUGCUUAUUUCAGCAGAGGAAUGGGCUCAAAUUUAUUUAGUGUUGAUCUAAAAGUUAAAGCAAGUUAUCAAGGUGAACAUGUUCCUCUUGUUUCUUUGAUGAGUAGAUUGAAUGGAAAGGCAAUUAUAGGGCACCCUGUGCAGAUUGAAAUCGUAGAAGAUGGGUCCACCAAUCAAUAUUUUCCUAUCAAUCAUACUUUUCCUGAUGGAAAUACAACACACCAACCAGUCUGGAGGACUGCCAGAAGAACAGCCAUGCAACGAGUUCCACGGUCAAAUCCAGUGACAUCAUCUUGGGAGAAUGAUGAAGAUGGACGAUCUCAAUGUUCAAAGGGAGGAAAUAGAUGCCUGCCCAAUAUGCAUUUUGGUUAUUCCAAGAAUCAAUUGAGCUCAACAAAGAAGAAAGUAUGUUAUCCACACCAACCGCUCUCGGGGAACUUCCAUAAGAAGUCACAUAAAAAAGCAAACUUGUCGAGCCAAAAAACUAGAACACUUUCAUCUUUUGCAUCUGAAAAGAAACUUGGUCGUGCAAAUGGUGAAGUCAGGUUUGCUAGGGGUUGUAAUUUAUUGGGUGGUCUCAUGAAAUCAGAAGGGCAAAUGCCUUUGAUCACAUGUGUCCCUGCGAAGGUAGUGUUUAGCAGGAUUCUAGAAGCAGUUGGAAGGUCAUCAUCAAUUACAGCCCAUGUUCGAUUGUCAGAUGCAGCGACAAGAGAUACGUCGUAGGUAACAAUUAGUGACGGUUGCAAUAUAGUCCACCCAUUUGCUUCACUGCUUCGUAGGUUGACCUAUAAACUUCAUGCCAGAUGGAAUGGUUUGGAGUUUCACAAUCCCAUCAGUGGUGAGUGAGAGGCCUUUGCAGCUAAUCUGGCGACAUGAUCAGACACUCAGGGCAGAUGAAGCUUAGUUGCGAUAUUAUUCCUUCUCAGGGAGCUAAGAAGCUGAGCUUUUGCUGCGCCCAAACUGGACUUGGUCGGCAAAAGGCAAAACUGUCAUUUGAGAUGUUAAUUUGCAUCUUUUGGUUAGUUGACUUCAUAAAAUACUAACAAUUCAGUAUACGCGCAUCUCGUAAAUCUUAUAGCAAGCAAUGCAACAGAGCCACAUCUGUAGAAGUUUACACUUAUUGCAAGCCGGUUAUUUAUAGUGUAGUUCUCAAACUAGUGUACGAAUAGCAACCAAGGACGAACAUUUCUAUUAGCCCAACUGAAGAACUCAUGUGAAGUUGGUACGAGACUAUCUUCCUCACAUCUGAACCAUAAAUUUCAGUUUGUAUGCAGUCAGAUAUGUAUAUCUUUGUACUUGUUACAAUUCAGUAAUUAAUUGAUGUCAAGUGCUACAACUUCUGUGAAUGACACAUGGAAACUUUGUACUCUUUCCGUAGUUCAUUAAGAAUGGUCAAUAUGAUAAAAGUACGUCCUUUUCGAAUCCAUGUUUCCAAAGUUCAGUCAGUUAGCCAAGCUGAUUGAUUAUCAUUUGUUAAAGCGAUGUAUGGCAAUUUAUUUCAAGGUCAAUUUACUUUGAUUGACUGA
Molecule: messenger RNA, 3909 nt
Organism: Zingiber officinale
Lineage: Eukaryota; Viridiplantae; Streptophyta; Magnoliopsida; Zingiberales; Zingiberaceae
Exons: 4
Coding region: 593-3106 (837 amino acids)
Source: RefSeq, a predicted model, not a curated record